AGUAUACAGAGAAGGCAUUGUCUUAGAGAGAAAGUGCUCAAACAAACUGAGUGAAGGAAAUAAAUUGAAGAGAGGUGCAGUAGAGUCUCCCAAUUGAACAGUAAAAAAGCCUAACCACUGAAUAACAUGAACAACAAUGAUGCGUUGAAUUGUUGUGUUGUGACAAUCAAUCCAGCCGCUGCAGGGUAUGGGGUGUACGAGCAGUUCAAGGUACGUAGGGUUGGCUGUUGGCAGAGCAACGAGUGCGCGAUUUGCGGGGAGGAGUUCACCUCCGGGCAGGCGCUCGGCGGGCACAUGAGGAGGCACAGGGCGAGCAACGCCGAGAACCAGACGGCGACGGGGGUGGUGACGGCGACGGCGGCGGGUAUUGUGGACACGAGCGCCGCGGUUAAUUAUGAGGAUUUGAAUAACCAGCAGAAGAAUCAUGUGUUGUCGCUGGAUCUUAAUUUGCCGGCGCCGGAAGAUCUCGACUCCCACCAACAUCACCGUGCGGAGCAGUCUCCGUCCAAGUUCCAGUUCGCGUCGAAACAAUCGACGAAGGCGAUGAUGUUCUCGGCUCCGGCGUUGGUCGGGUGCCACUACUGAUCGGAAACAGAAGAGAGAAGGAAGAUGAGGUCUGAUGCGGGAUUAGGGUGGGUUUGAAUUUUAAUUUAUUUUAUUAUUUUCAGUAUAAAUUUACCUUUUUGCCCUUAAUGAAUUUUAUUGUUAUUA
Messenger RNA from Linum trigynum, 711 nucleotides. The record is from the annotation of a GenBank genome assembly. NCBI's taxonomy places the organism in Eukaryota, Viridiplantae, Streptophyta, Magnoliopsida, Malpighiales, Linaceae.